Messenger RNA from Protopolystoma xenopodis, 675 nucleotides. Lineage: Eukaryota; Metazoa; Platyhelminthes; Monogenea; Polystomatidea; Polystomatidae. The record is from the annotation of a GenBank genome assembly.
AUGGCUUACCGCAUUUGUUCUUUUGCCCAUCCUCAGCCUGGCCACGUUAGCAUGCCUGGUGGUGGCCCUGGGAUGCCUCCUCACGCUGGUCCAUCUAUGGGCCCUGGAGGAGGCCCCAAUGAUCCCCGUCAGGGCGGUCCUCGGCCAGGCCCUCCUGGACCUCCGCAAAUGAUGCCUCCCCCCGGUCCACCUCAACCCGGUGGCUCCCAGCAUUCUGUUGCUGGAGGUCCAUCUGCCCCCCAAGGACCCGUAUCUGCUGCCAGUGGUAUGCGGUUUCACCAGCCACCUGGACCUCCAGGAGGUUAUGGUCCCCCUAGUCAUUUAAUGCCUCAGGGCCAUCCAAUGCAUCAUCACCCUGGUCCACACGGACCCCCGCCUAGAGCACGUGGUGGCUGGUAUCCUUCUGGUCCCCCGCCCCCUGGAGGCCAUCCUCCCCCUGGAGCUGGGCCUCCUGUUGUAGUCUGUUCAGCUCCUGGUCCCGGUGGCCUUCCCCCCAAUUGUCCUCCCGGCACUCCCGGUGCUCAGUCAAGUGGUCCCCCACCCGGACCUCCUUCCAACUCAGCUGGUCCCAGUCCGGGCCAUCAAGGGACCCCCGGCGGACAGGGCCAGCAAAUGGCUGUUCCAAGCCCAAGCGGUGGCGUCCCGGUAAUAUUUUGCUUAGCUCUUUGGCUCUGA